CAAAAAAACACGCACAAAAUCUGGUGACGCAAUCGGCAGCCUGACACUCUCACUAGUCACUCCCAGCGCCCGCCCCGCCGCCGUUCCCUCCACGGCGCGCCCCGCUCCGCCCUCCCCGCCGCAGCGCCCCGCUCCUCCUCUCUCCGCCCGCCCGCCCGUCCAGCGGAGUGCGGAGAGAUCCACCCGGGAGUGGAUUGGUUCCUUCCUCCGCUGAUAUUUCAAAAGGAUUAGUCUGAGUCUGUUAUCUCAGAAAGAAAGAGCACAGCUACACUCUCUUUCCGACUAAAAGACUACAGAGAUGCCCCCCUCACCAUCACCUAGGAGAUCUCUUAAAGAGCUUUCCCACAGAAGGGGGCAUAGUUUUGGAAGUAUGCCGCCUGCUAAACCCAAGGAUGACGAACUCAUGUUGUUCACAGAUAUGCAGAAACAUGAGAGGGAUAAUAAUAACUUCUUUCUGGAAUCAGCAGAGGAUUUUGAUGAAUCGAUCUCAAAGUUGAGCUAUUUUCGGGAUUUAAAGCUUGGUUCCAACAUAGCUGCACGGGGGGGAAACCAUGAUCUGCUUAAUGCUGAUGGUGAAAGAAAUGAUUAUGAUUGGUUGUUGACUCCACCAGAGACACCACUUUUUCAUUCAUUGGAUGAUGAUGAAGACCAUCGCAUUGGUACGGCCCAUAGAGGCAGGACACAGAUUAAGCCAAUAUCAAUUUCGAGGUCAUCCACUAUGGAAAAUACUCGAAGAUCUAACAGAAGCAGUGCAAGCCCAAAUAGGCUUAGCCCUUCACCACGCUCAUAUAGCAGCACCGUGUUGACUAGGACAAGAUCAUCAAACUCAUCUUCACGAUGCAGCCCACCACUUGCUUUACAACCGGCAACACCGCCACGAAGGUCUUCAUCUCCAGCUUCUAAGACAUUAACACCUCCACGAAGGUCACCAAGUCCUGCUUCAAGGAGGAUGAGUGCUGGUUCAAGUGACCUAAUUUCAAAUGGAAGAAGGGGAAGUUCGCCAGUUAAAACCAAUCACAGGUCAUCUUCACCAAAACCUCAAGGUUGGCAGUCAAGUCAUCCUGGUUUCUCUUUUGACGCACCUCCGAACCUACGCACGUCUCUGUCAGAUCGUCCAGUAUCCCGUUCAAGGGGUGGAUCUCCUUCAUCUUUCAGUGGAUUGGACAUGAAUUGGAGAGGUAGAAGGCAAUCUAUGUCUCCUACUCCAUCGAGAAGAGCCAGUUCAUCCCACAGCAAUGAUCGAGAUCGUUCCAGCUCUUACAGCAAAACAUCUGUGACAUCGUCUGCUGAAGAUGAUCUAGAGUCCAUGCAAUCUAUACCAAUUAGCCCAGCUGUAAGAAAGAACUUGUCAGUAAUGAAAUCCAAAACUAUUGCAUCACCUAAGAAGCCAUCCAAGAGUUUCUCCCCUAGUUCUGCUCCAAAGAGGUCCUUUGAUUCUGCAGUUUGGUUGAUGGAUCUUCGGAAAGCUCCUCAAGAUAAGUUCAGGCCACUUCUAUCAAGUGUUCCUUCCACCACAUUUGGUGCUGUAAAAGGAGAUGAUGGACACUCAUCUAUUUUGUCGCACAAUUCCUUACUCACGACAAGCAGUAAUUUAAGCUCUGAGCACGGUGUCCCUUCUGGCCCUUGUAUGGGUGAUGAUCAAGAACAGAUUGAUGUAGUUGGUGAAUGUGAAGCAACACCUAGUUCCAUAAUUCAUGAGGAUAUAUCUAUGUUUGAUAAAUUGGAUGGACUGAAUGAAGGACCCAGUAUCCACAGUUUAUCAACAACUCGAAGUGGCCCAGAAUGUCCAAGCUCAGUAAAAUAUGCAGAAAGCACCAUAGAAGGCCUCAUUAUGGAAACGAUUAGAAUAUCUCAGACCUCAUGUAAUGUUGUUAGUAGUGUUAAGGUCCAACACACUAAAAUGGCAACAUGCACUAGAUGUGGGAAGUCAUUCAAUGCAAUAGAGGAUGGUGAAGAAGUUAAUUUCUGUGAAGAAUGUGCUUUAGUAGGUGAGGUUCUUUUUGUGGACCCCAAGAUACAGACUUUGGAAGAAGCACAUCAACAAGAUCACAAAACUAGAGAUUCUAAACCUUGUGGUGCAUCAGAAGCUCCUCAUAUAACCCCAGAUUGCAUUGAAGAUAUCAAGAAGUCAUCUCUUGACAAUCAGCUGGUGAAUGAUGAAACUCAAGCUGGUUGUCUGCAAAAGUGUCCUCAAUCUCAGUCAACAAUGGAUACAACUGAAAGGAUGCUGUCACAGCGACAUGGGGAGAAUGUUGCUGAGAAUUUAAGGCCACAUGAUAUUGGUGACUCCCCACUACGAAAUAGCAUUGAUAUUUCAUCUCAUCAAUGUAGCAUAGGUGACUGUCAACAAAAAGAACCAACAUCUGUAAUUGAGUGUGAUAUUUUAAGAGACCAAACUGCCAACCACCACAAUGAGGUAUCCAAAUGCCUGCUAGAGUCAAUGCAUGGAAGCAUUGAAUUUGUCUCCGAUACACUUACCAUUGACAAUUCUCAUGAAACGGGAUCAGUUGAUCAUCUAAAUCUGAAGGCUGAAAAUAUUGAGGGUGCUGGGAUUUCAUUACUCUUAUUGCAGAAGUCAAGCAGCAACAAAUGGCCUGUUGUAGAAGGGAGACCCUUAGCUGCUACCAAUGUUCUCUGUUCAGAACCCUAUUAUACAAGGGAUAAUGUCAGUACGGUGAAGCGUACCAUUGGAUGGGACAGCUCGUCAGCUACUUCUUCCAUUGAUCAAGGGUCUUCAAGGCAAUCAUUACAUUUAGAGCGCCUUAAAAGUAGUAAUCGUUAUGACUUUGAGAGGUCUCAAAUAAGUAGUACUGUGAGUUGCCAAAGCAUUGCAUCUGUGUCAGAUGUGUCAACCAGCAAUCGUUCAGUUUCAGUAUGUCCUCGGAGUAAUGCAAUUGUAGAUACUGGCUUCCUAACUGACAAUUCAGAAAGCAGUGCUUCAAGGUCCAUGAUUUGUACCGAGGAACUUGAUGAGUCGUGUAAGUACACUCUCUCAAGUGCUAUAGAGUGCUGGUCUGCUGCCCAGGCUAUUGUUAAUGAUGACAUUGAUUCAUUUGGAGUUGUAGCGGUUCAGAACCAAAGUACAGGUGGGAUGGCUUACAAAGAUAACUCAAGUGCGAAUUCAUGUUCAUCAGCUAUCAAGACUCAUAGCAAUAUCUCACUGUAUUUGCCCCCUGAGGAAAGUUGCAUACAAAAAACUGAAGAAUGUACAUCUGCCAUCAUUCAGUGCUGUUCAGUUGGCACUCCAGAAUAUCCAGAUGAUGAGUGUGGCAUUGAUAAUUACCAAAUGCAGUUUGAAGCAGUUCCAACUUCUAAUGAGGCAAAUAGGUUGGAUGAUGGUUGUGUGUCUGUCAUAUCUGAGGAGAAUGUAUUGAUUUCUGCAACAGAGGACAACACAAUGGAGCUUUCUGGUAAUGAAGAAUCACUGGCUACAGUUCACGGAUCAAGGGAACAAACUCAGAAAUGCUUCACUUUAGAAGAGGCUACAGGUACAAUUCUCAUCUGCAGUUCCAUCGCUCAUGACAUUGCAUACAGGGCUGCAACAAUUGGGCUAGAGCGAGAGGAGCAACUAGAACUUGCUUCUGCUCCUCGCCCAACAGUUACCAUGGUAGGACAAUCCAUUUCAAGGGGCAACAGUUCACUGAAGUUGCCCAACAAACGAAUGCCAAGACAUAGGAAAAGAUCAGAAGGUGGAACUGUUACAGAAACUGCCAAGAUGGAAGUUGUCAUUAAAGAUCCUGUACCUGUGCGAGUGGUUCCUGAAUCUUUAAGGACAUCUGACAGCAUGAAGCCUCCAAAGGUCGAAUCAAAGUGCAACUGUGCAAUUAUGUAGAGUUUCCUAUCAACCCAAGGUGCCAAGAAGCUUAUGAUCUUAGUUGACAUCCAUGGUUGCUAGUUAUUAUUUGUUCGCAACUCAAUAACACAGAAACGAACCUGCGCCCACCUGUUUCUAUCAGCAUCAGCAACCUACAGAAGCGGUGGUGGUGCAUUUGCUCUUUUUUCGGGGGUGAUAGAGGUGACAGGCCAUUCUUUUGUAAAUUCUUGCUUGUCCCUUUUCCUCUCUGUGUUUACUCUGAUUUUACUUGUCAAGUCGUCCAGUUUUAGUUCGUGCCCGGUGUGCGGAUGUCAGUUCCUCGCAAAGGGAGGGAGUGAAAUUUCUAGUUCAGAUGUUUGUGUUCAUUUCUGUAUUCUUUAGCGACGAAUGCUGCGUGCCUUGUUAUGCCGCCAUGCAUUUGUAGAGUGCACCCGGUCUGUUUGCAUACUUGACAGGGAGUGCAGCGCAAGUUUAGGUUUUCGACUCAAAUGUAAGACAGUGUAUCUAUAUAUUGACAUAGGAAGCUGUAAAUGUAUAUUGGUUUGUCUAAACGGUGUUGGUGAAAAAAAACAAAUGGGAAAUGUUCUGUUAAGCA
Messenger RNA from Setaria italica (foxtail millet), 4409 nucleotides. RefSeq lists its product as uncharacterized. The record is from RefSeq and is a predicted model, not a curated record. Gene Ontology annotation, cellular component: cortical microtubule. Bases 299 to 3832 code for a protein of 1177 amino acids. Gene Ontology annotation, biological process: cortical microtubule organization. The transcript is spliced from 7 exons. Lineage: Eukaryota; Viridiplantae; Streptophyta; Magnoliopsida; Poales; Poaceae.